AUGUGCGGUGUCCCAUUUGCAGCAUUUAUCCUGUCCCCUCCAAUUCGGCUGAAGACGUUUCAUGCCUCUUGCCCUCUCAGCCCGUCUCGGCCCAAAAAUGCGGCGAGAGUAGGGCCGGUGAUGCAGGUGAAAGACCCAAGCUCUGAGGACGAAUCGCUGCCCGACAACGACUUGCUCUCACGCCUCAACUCCGUACCAGACGCGACCCGGAAACCCGGCCGCAGUCAACAUCUUGUGGAUUCGCCAGGACGUAUUCGCGAGGUUUAUACAUACUUUACGGAGCAACUUAGACCUGAUAUCGAAGGCCUACUCGAAAACCCAUUUAAUCUGAUCAGCCUUGCUUUUAUUGCGAUACUGUUUGGUUUUUUCGCGGCUACUUCUGCGGCUACUAUUAUUGGUUCUGUUGCGGACUGGGAUCCUCUCGCAGCUGCCGUUCUACUCGUCUGGACGGAAGGCUUCACAAAGUACUAUUACGGUCUAAAAGACAAAUCCAGGCUUCUGCAGCUUAUAAACGCUUUUAAAAUCGGCCUGAUCUACGGAAUGACUGUGGACGCUUUCAAGCUCAGUACGUAAAUCAUAUUGAAUUGAAUUGGCAAAGAAAGGCGAAUUAGUUUCGGCUUCCAGGAGGUAUGCAAAGCGGACAAGGCGGCAUCACAAGCUCAAUGUUUGUGUCACCAUCAGAACAAGACGGUAUUUCCAGAAGAGCUGAGACGAACCAACUGGCAUAUGCAGCGGACCUGAUACGAGAAUGUUGUCUCACUCUCCGACUAUCGCAGUCAGCAUGCUCCACUGCCCAAAUGUUCUUCCACAGAUUCUAUGCUCGUGUCUCGCUUCGUGCUCACCCCAGUAUAUGGGCCGCGGGCGCAGCAAUCUUGCUCUCGGCCAAGCUAGCUGACCAGCCUCGAAACUUGCGACAUAUCUCAAAUGCAAUUUACGAUCGUCUUGGAGCAUGGGAAGGCACUAAAGACGUAGUAGAUAUAAACGAAGUACAAAGGCGGCGUCCUCUGGACUUUUUCGGAGUGGAUGGUUACGACUGGAAGCAUGAGCUGAUCGCGAUAGAACGGCAUAUUCUGAAAGAGCUAGGUUUUCGGCUACGAGUUGAACUCCCUCACAAGUUUGUGCUCAUUUUUGUGAAUACACUUCGGGACAAAGGAGGUGCACCUGCUUGGACGGACCCAAGCGUAAAGCCGUUUCGCGCGUUCUUGCAACACUCAUGGAAUUACGCGAAUGAUGUGAUGAGGAUCCGGCUGUGCAUUUGUGAAGAACCUGAGGUAAUUGCCGUUGCAUGCAUAGCUCUCGGUGCCCAAAAGAGCAACAUUCAGUUGCCAGAGGGUUGGCAAAUAGUGUUUGGAAGUAAUAAGGAUGAAUGCGCGAGGCUGGAGAAGGAAAUAUUGCAUUCAUACGCGAUGCCGUCGUCGAAGGGCUUGCUGCUCGACUUCUCAAUGACACCUGCUUUCGAAAGAUUUCACCCAAAGAAGCCUACUCAGAGCACGAAACGAGCGAGAUCUUUUAGUGAUACAGUUUUAACAGGCCAGGGAGAAAUCGCUCGGAAGAAACGUAGCCGUUUUGGUUAAGCUAAGUGCAGAGGGGCCUAUGUGUCUUUGUAUUGUUGUAGACGUCACUAAAGAAACAUCGCUUUCAAUUUUCUACUGUGGCGGCACGGUAUGGAACGAGAAGGGCAUCUAGAGUUUUAUACA
Messenger RNA from Chondrus crispus (carragheen), 1697 nucleotides. RefSeq lists its product as hypothetical. The record is from RefSeq and is a predicted model, not a curated record. NCBI's taxonomy places the organism in Eukaryota, Rhodophyta, Florideophyceae, Gigartinales, Gigartinaceae. The transcript is spliced from 2 exons. The coding region runs from base 1 to 573 and encodes 190 amino acids.